Molecule: messenger RNA, 4196 nt
Organism: Seriola dumerili (greater amberjack)
Lineage: Eukaryota; Metazoa; Chordata; Actinopteri; Carangiformes; Carangidae
Gene: mazb
Product: MYC associated zinc finger protein
Exons: 7
Coding region: 717-2159 (480 amino acids)
Biological process (GO): regulation of transcription by RNA polymerase II
Cellular component (GO): nucleus
Molecular function (GO): RNA polymerase II transcription regulatory region sequence-specific DNA binding; DNA-binding transcription factor activity, RNA polymerase II-specific
Source: RefSeq, a predicted model, not a curated record
GGAGAGCGGGCGAUAAAAAAAGAAAGAUGACAUCCUCGCAGCUGAACGGCCGAGGUGGAGCGAUAGGCUGCGGCCCGGCGAGAGCGCCGCUCGCCGGGGUCAGGGCUUGAAUCCAACAGCGAGGCUUCGACAAACACCCGAUUGGCCUAUUGGGGGAAAUCGGAAAAAUAGAUUCAUAAAUUAAAAACAAAGCAUGACCUGCUGUGCUACCAGAUGCGUGUGUUAUAACCCAUAUUUGUUCUCUUGCGUAAAAAUGCAUUUAUUUCACGUAGAAUUGUUUAUGUUUAUUGCUAAAGUGUGAUACUGUAAUAUGCGAUUUUCUUUUUGGUUUUUGAGAGCAGUUUUGUUGGGUGAUGUUGCGUUUUAGUGAGAUUAGUGUUUAAUGAAUUAAAGUUAGAAACCAAAGUCAAAGAGAAACAGGCCAUUAUUGGACCUGGCCUGCUCCACUCCUGCCUGUGUACGGCAGCCUGCGUUAGUCAACAGCUGCGUGCAUUUUAAUUGACAGCAUUAGGCUACCUCAAUGAGAAAAGCAUAUUUUUGCAGACGACUUUAUUCACGUUUUUCAAGAGAAUCCAGGAGCCCGUCGUUUCUGCUGCAGGACAGGCGACUGUUUGCGCCUCAAUCAUCAUCGGUGGGCCGAUCAAAACAAUGCAAAGGCUGCUGUCCUCGAUCUCAAUCAGGAGCUGACUUUAUAAUCUCCAUCGCUGUGGCGCAAAAUGGAUGCUGCUUGGAGCAAUUUUCUCUUCCAGAAUACUCCCACCCAAAACCAAGUGGAGGGGAGCCUCCAAUCAGAGCUCAUGCCAGUGCAUACGAGUUCUCCCCAAACCCCACCCACAGAGCACAUAGCACAGCCUCCUUCAACUGUGGACACUGCUGCUCUCAGUGAGGAACCCCUGCCUGUGAAGCCAGUGUCUCGGCCGACCCGCGUGCCCCACAUCUGUGCCAUCUGCAACAAGCAGUUCAAGAACAACUACAACCUGCGGCGGCACCAGUCGGUCCACACUGGGGUACGCAUGAAGGACAGGGCCAGAGAGCAGGCGGAGGGGGCAAAGGAGGGAGCAGCCGGCCAGGUGGCGGUGGCGGUGGCGGCCCCGUCGGUGAUGGCGGUGGGGGCCGGAGGGAGGGCGGAGAGGCCCACUGUUCCCCUCUCCCUGCUACACCUCUCCGCGCCUCCCCCUCUCGCCCCUCCCGGCGUGCUGGUGGGUGCACAGCAGCCUCCCCUGGGUAGUCAGGAUGGUGAAGGGGUUGCCAUGCCAAACGUAAUGGCUAGUGUUAACCCCCAUGCUCCGCCUCCUGCUGCUGUCGUCAUGGCCACAGGGGCGACAGUACAGCGGCCCACAAACCCCAACCCAAACCCGGUGAGAAAGAACCACGCCUGCGAGACGUGUGGGAAGGCCUUCCGCGACGUCUACCAUCUCAACCGCCACCGCCUGUCCCACUCGGACGAGAAGCCGUUCUCCUGUCCCAUCUGCCAGCAGCGCUUCAAGAGGAAGGACCGCAUGAGCCACCAUGUGCGCUCCCACCAGGGUGGUGUGGAAAAACCCUACGUCUGCCCCCACUGUGGCAAAGCGUUCUCCAGGCCUGACCAUCUCAACAGUCACGUCAGACAGGUGCACUCCUCAGAGAGACCCUUCAAAUGCCCCACCUGUGAGUCCAGCUUUGCAACCAAGGAUCGUUUGCGUGCGCAUAUGAUUCGCCAUGAGGAGAAGGUCCCCUGCCACAUCUGUGGGAAGCUCCUGUCUGCUGCUUACAUCACAGAUCACAUGAGGGUGCACAACCAGUCGCAGCACCACGCCUGCCAUCUCUGUAACCGCAGCUUCACCACACUGACGUACCUUCGUGUCCAUGCCCAGAAGCACCAUGGCCAGGAGUGGAAGGACAGUCCAGGGGGCUUUGGCGGCACAGCCUCUGGUGGCGUACUCGUCUGCCACUUGUGUGGCGUCCACUGCAAGACGCCCACCCAACUCCAGGGGCACAUGGGCACCCAUAGCAACAACCAGGGUGCCCCGAGCCCCGUCACCUCUAAUGUGGCUGCCAGCAGCUCCGUCUCCCUUAGCAACAUGGUGACAGCACCCACUGUGUAUGUCACUGGUAACACGGUGGUGGACCUGCUUGUCACAGACUGCUCUAGCAUUGCAGCACCGCAGCCCCACAGUUAGCAAUAGAGAGCGCAGCAAUAACGACCUCAGUCCCUUAACAGAGGGCAAGGUUAGAGAAGGUUGAAGUUACUCGUAGAUGCUGAUCCGGUUUCAGUUUUGUCAUGUCCCCACUUAUAGGUAAGGUUAGGAUUAAGGGUGGGGGAGAUUAACACCAGUCAGCGCUCAAGGGCAGUUUCACCUCAGAGCUGCAGAGCUGGAGCGUCGGAGAAACGGAGGAAAAAGAAGAGCUGUAUUAAUAGAGCGAUGAAGUCAUGGAAAGAGGGACCUCUGUGGCUGCAGCAGGUUCACUGACACUAACGACAAACAUGGAUGUGUCGUCCAAAUGUUCCUGAAUGCUCUUGUGCAUUUAAGACUCUAAUGAAACUGUGGUAUUGUGAGCAUCUACUGUAUUACUCUCCCCUCUCUGCCCUCUCUCUCUCUCUCUCUCUCUCUCUCUCUCUCUCUCUCUCUCUCUCCCCCUCUUCCCUCAACCCUGGCAUUGGCUGCUCUCUGCAAGUGCACCAAGUACUGUAUAUCUCACACCAGCUCUGAUCUUACCUCCAUUUUGCCGCUCACUUACUGAGAAUCCAAAUGGCUUGCGUUAAAAAGAAGCAGUAGGGUGAGAGUAGCUCUAGGAAAACAUAAGGAAGAGACACAUUAGAAGGGAAGUUGUGUGUUUGGGUGUGUGUAAGUCAGGGCUCUUCUAGCAUGCUAGCGUGUUUGUCUACAAAACUAAAAUCAACAUUUGAUUUGAAGCUGUAAUGCUAGUUUAUUAAGUUUCUAGAGGGCUGUUUCUAGAUCAGGACAGAAGACCAUACACGUUAUGGUCCGUGUGUAAUUGUAUUGUGGGAUGUACUUGUUCAUUUGUUUCCUAAAAGUACACAGGUAAGAAUAGAGUUGUGUUCAGGAGUGUCAAGCACCUUAAAUUGUUAUUGUUUGAUUCAGUGAGGAUCAAAAUGGGUUUGAGAUUUCUUGGAUUUUCUUGCUCUGAGUCUUCCUCUCUGAGUCUGGCCAUUUGAAAAAAAAAAAAAACAAACAAAAAACAUAACUGCUAAUCAACAACACUUCAGCUUCUGACAUGGCGAUUCUUGCACCUGAGAACUACCUUUUGCAUGAAAACAAGCUAGCUCAGUCAUGCUUAUUGUUAGGGAGCUGUCAUAACAAAAGAAACUUUUAGCAGUUCCACUAAGUUAGUUGGCUGUAAACAAUGAUAUUUAUAAAAGUGUUGAUUUUAUUCAGAAAACUUUUAACAUCGUUGGCCAUUCAUUUGAUUGUAACGGUCAUUGCCAUAGUCCUUUGUUUUCUCUAUGUACCAGUCCAAUGAGUGACACUUAUGCAUUAGAUUUAGUCAUUUAACUCUCUGUAUAGCACAUAAUGUUCUGAACGCAAGUCAUUAUCGUUCCACAUUAAUCAUGUGAGGAAUGGUCACUUGUCCAUUGGAUAUUUUUUGGUUGCUUUGAGUUAUAUUGUGAGUGAUGUGUGGUGUCAGGAAAGGGCUUAUAAAGUCACAAGUCAGAAGUACAAUGGCAGUUUGACAACACCACUAGGUAUGCUGUAAACAAAUCCUGGUUUUGUACUGGAGUGCUUUUUCAGUUUUGUGUUAAUAUGUUACCUUGAAAUUUGUAGAGUUGUUUCUUUCUUUCUUCCUUUUCUUUCUUUGGAAAUGUGUUUUUCCUGUUGAGAAAAAGUAGUGAUUUAUUAAACAGUUAAUUUUAGGUUUUCUCCAUUACACUAAGAAAAAAAUAAUACCUCUACUCUAGGAUUCUGUACAGCUCUUGUGAUACAUCUUAAUGCCUUAUCUUACUCAACUGCAUUUUAAUUCUUUUAUGAUGAAAUAUUUCAAAUCUUAGUCAUGGAUUCAUUAAGAAUAUUAAUGGGAUGUAUUUAUAUUUAUAUUUUUAUAUUUCUCAACAGUAUGCAUGUCUAAAAGGUUGUUAGAGCAAAAAAAAAUCAAUGAUGCUUACUACAGUCAUAAAUAUUAUGUUAUUUUGUAGAUGAAGUAGAGAUCAUGUUAUUAUUUUGUAAUUUGGACAAUUUAAAGUAAAAGGGGUAAACAGG